This is a messenger RNA of Arachis duranensis, 814 nucleotides long. Its product is annotated as putative H/ACA ribonucleoprotein complex subunit 1-like protein 1. Gene Ontology annotation, cellular component: box H/ACA snoRNP complex. Gene Ontology annotation, molecular function: box H/ACA snoRNA binding. The record is from RefSeq and is a predicted model, not a curated record. The transcript is spliced from 4 exons. Bases 92 to 676 code for a protein of 194 amino acids. Gene Ontology annotation, biological process: snoRNA guided rRNA pseudouridine synthesis; ribosome biogenesis. Lineage: Eukaryota; Viridiplantae; Streptophyta; Magnoliopsida; Fabales; Fabaceae.
UCCUGCAAACUCUAAAAACCCUAAACGCUGCAUUUAUCAGUCAUUGUUGGAGCUUGGGAGCUACAACCACAUUCUCCUACAUUCCAAGACAAUGAGACCCCCGAGAGGUGGCGGAAGAGGAGGCGGUUUUCGAGGUGGCCGUGACGGAGGAGGACGAGGCAGAGGCGGAGGCGGAAGAGGUUUUGGCGGCCGUGGUGGCGGCGGGUUUCGUGACGAAGGUCCUCCCACUGAAGUCGUAGAGGUUUCAACAUUUAUGCAUGCUUGUGAGGGUGAUGCAGUGACAAAACUAACGAACGAGAAGAUUCCCUUUUUUAAUGCUCCUAUAUACUUGCAAAACAUGACUCAGAUUGGGAAAGUUGAUGAAAUAUUUGGCCCCAUUAAUGAAUCUUACUUUUCAAUCAAAAUGAUGGAAGGGAUUGUUGCUACUUCGUAUGCAGCUGGUGACAAGUUUUACAUUGACCCGAGGAAACUUUUGCCUCUUGCAAGAUUUCUCCCACAGCCAAAGGGGCAAUCACAGGGUGGUAGAGGUGGAGGUGGAGGAGGUCGUGGUGGAGGCAGAGGCGGUGGCUUUCGUGGAGGUGGUGGCUUUCGUGGAAGGGGUGGCCCAAGGGGUGGUGGUAGAGGUGGACCUCCUAGGGGAAGAGGUGGUUUCAGGGGAAGGGGAGGUAGAUUUUAGACGAAUAUUGUAUUAUGUUACUAAUUUUGUAUUAUGUUUUUAUUCUUGUGCUUCAAUCAUUUUGCUCUGGAGAAACAUUAAAUUGACCAAAUGUUUUGUUAUGGAUUAAGUGGUUCCAUUGCAUUCUGAUUUUCAAAA